CGUUGAAUUCGCUGAAUUCUUAGCGACACAUCUGAAUCUGUGAAGCAGGCCGUGUGGGAGAGAAACAGUCUAUUCAUUCAGCUGAACUUCGUGAAUAAUGUGGAAUCGCUUAGGUUUGUUACGGUGUGCAUUCACCGCCGUCUUUUUGAUGCCGUUUUUCGUGACGGCUUAUCCGCGAGAAUGGCAGUCGGCUUCCUUGCCUCAGAAGGGCACACCAUCUGCGCCGUGGAUGCCAGCUCCUAGCAAACACCAGGUGACCAAGGACGAGACUGAACGUCGACCGGAAACCGAAACUGUACGGGUAACGUGCCACCCUGACUACAUGGAGAUUGAGAUUGACGCUGAUCUGCUGGAAUUGGGCUUCCCGGUUGACGUAGAGGACGUAAGACUGGGCAAGAGCGAGCAGUCCGGCGAGGCUUGCAAGGCCGUUUACACCGAAGCUGACAAAUACAGGAUCGCUGCGGCACUAACUGACUGCGGCUCGGAGCGCGCGAUCACAGAAGACUACCUGAUCUACAGCAAUACCCUUGAGUACGCUCCUAGCCCCUCCCCUGACGGCGUGGUCCGAACACAAGCGGCGUCCUUUCCCGUUCAGUGCUACUACAGGAGGAAAUUUGACCUGAGCAGCUUUCCUGUGAUGCCCACCUGGAUCCCCUUCAUGUCUACUCGUGCCGACGAGGGCCAACUCGACUUCUCACUCCAACUCAUGACUGAUGACUGGGCUUUUAAAAGGGCAUCUAAUCAAUACCACCUGGGUGACGUCAUCAACAUUGAGGCUUCAAUCAAGCCGUUAAGCCACAACCCCAUGCGGGUGUUUGUGGACCACUGUGUUGCUACGUUGACCCCUGACGCCAGUUCCGUUCCCCGAUACGCCUUCAUUGAGCACGAUGGCUGUAUGAUGGACAGCUUCAUGACGGGCUCCACAUCCAGGUUCCUUCCCCGUGUCCAGCAUGAAAAGCUUCACAUCCAGUUGGAUGCCUUCAGGUUUCACGAAGAGGAGCGUGCUGAGCUGUACAUCACCUGUCUGUUGAGGGUGGAGCCUGUUGGGGCGGAGCCUAUGAGUCGUGCAUGCUCCUUCAUCGACAACAGAUGGCAGUCUGCAGAUGAUGAGGACUGGCUCUGUGAUGGCUGUGUCUUGAAGGGUGGACCUGCCCAGUCUGUUCCAUCCAAUCAGCAAAGCUCCUCAACGUUCCAGAGUUCUGCUGCUCGUCACCAUGGAAGCUCGGAAGUCUCCUACCACCCUGGACAGCUCAAACCCAGGUCUGGGGCUUCAUCGGGGAAGAACCUGGUAGAGUCCAGUAAAGGUUGGGAAAAAGAGGAAAGAAUUGGUCCGAUUCCUGUGCUCAAGAAGCCACUGUCAGCCCCUGAAGCAGUUCAAGGCCCUCCACCAGUCUUGGCAGGUGAGCUGAGCUCCAGGCUGCUUCUGGGAGAGACUAAGAUGGCCGCCCCUGCCAAACUAAGACCGCUAACCAACAACGGACUCCCUAAGGAAUUCAAGCCAGAAACUGAGAUGGCCGCCCCUGCCAAACUAGGACUAAGAGGGUAUGCUCCUGUAACCGACAGAAGACUCCCUGAGGAAUUCAAGCCAGUUUAUGAGGAUCAGCCGGUGCUACCGGUUCUCAAAAGCCCAGACUCUAAUAUUAACCAGUUCUUUGAUGUGUGGAGAAAGCGAGCUUCCCCAAAAGACCUGGCUGAGAUGAUGCAGCUUCUGCAGAAAUCUUCUUCUUCAGCAGCCAUUAGUGUAGAUGCUAUCACCGACGCCCCGGUGACCAAGGUGACCUCCCUGCCAGCAGAGGGCCCCAGCACCACUCCUGCUGCACUGAAGGCCACUCCUGAGUUUGAAUUCAAGGGUCUGGCAAAGAAUGACACGAUGGCUGACCCGAAGCUUGACUUUGCCAUGGUUUCAUCCACAGAGGCUCUGGAACUGUCAAGUGAUGAAGAGGAAGAUGACCUCUAGAGAUUACAUUAGAGUUUAGGCUUUUCUAAUUACAUUGUUUGAGAAAUAAAGUUUCCAAACUGUAUUGAGUUUGUGUUUUGUCUUUUCCUGCAGCAAAUUCAUUUGAGGUAAUUUCUAAAGGGAUGACUUGUGGUGCCAUAGGGGUUUGAUUAAGCCUUUUGUGCCAGAUGGCGCAGGUACAGUGGACCCCUGGAUGCAGAGCUGAUGGCCUUUUGGCCACUGGUUAAACAGCCUGCUGUUUUGCAACUUGCUUAAA
This is a messenger RNA of Clupea harengus (Atlantic herring), 2213 nucleotides long. Its product is annotated as zona pellucida sperm-binding protein 3-like. Bases 98 to 1957 code for a protein of 619 amino acids. Lineage: Eukaryota; Metazoa; Chordata; Actinopteri; Clupeiformes; Clupeidae. Gene Ontology annotation, molecular function: acrosin binding. Gene Ontology annotation, biological process: egg coat formation; positive regulation of acrosome reaction; binding of sperm to zona pellucida. Gene Ontology annotation, cellular component: extracellular matrix. The transcript has 12 exons. The record is from RefSeq and is a predicted model, not a curated record.